This is a messenger RNA of Symbiodinium necroappetens, 1059 nucleotides long. NCBI's taxonomy places the organism in Eukaryota, Dinophyceae, Suessiales, Symbiodiniaceae. The record is from the annotation of a GenBank genome assembly.
AUGUCGCGGUGGUCCCUUCUUGCAGCGAAGGCAUGGACCUCAUGCCUCCUGGCUGCCGGCGUGUUGGCUAGCCAAGCACAGGCUGAUGACCUCUCAAGGCACUGUGCGGGCGAUGACGUCAGCGCGCUGCAGGUUCGGCAGGAGGAGAUCCCAAAGGUGCCUUCCAAUGAGUCGCUCUCCUUGCAGCAGAGCGCCAGCCAGAGUCAGAUGUUCACGGAGCUGGAUCCGGUGAUGCGAAUGAUUGGAAACUUCCUUCGUCUGCCAUAUCCCGAGCCAAAUCAGCAAAUUCGCAUGAACAGACCCUUGAUCUUCAUGCAUCAAGCCAAGUCUGGUGGCACGUCCCUCAGAGAGUUGCUCUACAACGCCUCCAUGAGAAAGGGCUGGAAGCCCUACAUCCAGUGCUAUGGUGCUGUCGGCUGCCAAGACUUCCAGGCUCCCAAGACAAAAGCGGCGGUGUACGCUGGGCAUUUUUGCUGGGAUGAGUUUGCACAAAACCUGCAUCACCGCGGAGUCAAUGAGUUCUCAUGCGUCACCAACUUCCGGAAGCCUUUCUAUCGCAUCCUGUCCUGCUACUCCUACCGAGCCGUCGGCGUAAGGAAGGAUGCGCCGGAGUGCAUGGCGAAGCUGUCGCCAGACCAGCUCAGGGAUGUUCUCAUCCAAGUCGGCUGCGUCAACGAGCCCUUCCGCAGGCUGAGUGGCGAGUGCUCCGUGAUCUCCCACGCUGGUGAUUUCUCCUCCCAGGCUCGAAGCGAGGUGUGGAACAGUACAUUGCGCAACCUCGCCCAGUGUGUGCCCUUAUUCUUGGAGGAGCCCCAGUCUAUGAAGGUGGCUGCCGCCUACUUCCCACAGCUCUCCGGCAGCUUCCUGAGCUUGGCCCACGUCUCGCUCAACGAGAACACCAAGUAUAACGCCAAGUGCAACAUACCUGAGAGCCACUACAAUGUUAUCAGAGAGCUGGCCAAGUCCGAGGAAAUGCUGUAUGCGACAGCCAAGCGGAGAAUGUGGCAUCUUCGCUCCAAAGUCGCCUCCCUUCUGGAGGAAGAGCCGCAGGAUCAUUGA